This is a messenger RNA of Cercospora beticola, 999 nucleotides long. RefSeq names its product D-mandelate dehydrogenase-like dehydrogenase. The record is from RefSeq and is a predicted model, not a curated record. Lineage: Eukaryota; Fungi; Ascomycota; Dothideomycetes; Mycosphaerellales; Mycosphaerellaceae. Gene Ontology annotation, molecular function: oxidoreductase activity, acting on the CH-OH group of donors, NAD or NADP as acceptor; NAD binding.
AUGACGCAGUCACGAUCAGCCCUCUUAAUUGGGGGGAUAACUCAUGCUCGUAAGGAGUGGGAGGCUCUUUCGUCAUUGCUGCAACUGAAGGAGUAUGGAUCCGGCUCAAGAGAAGACUUCAUCUCGCGGUGCAGGAAGGGCGAAUACGACGAUGUGGUUGCAAUUUAUCGAUCGAAUGACUCCACGGCCGUGACUGGGCCUUUCGACAAGGAGUUGAUUAGCGUUCUACCCAGCAAAUUGGAAUGGAUCUGCCACAAUGGAGCUGGUUACGACAACAUCGAUGUGCCAGCUGCUACCGAAAGGAAUAUUCAGAUUAGCAGUACACCCAUAGCAGUGGAUGAGGCGACAGCUGACACCGCCCUCUUCCUCCUCCUCGGUGCCCUCCGAAGAAUCACAAUCCCCUUCCUCAACGUCCGCAAAGGCGACUGGCGGGGCAAAAACUUUGGUCUCGGCCACGACCCAAAGAACAAAGUUCUCGGAAUUCUAGGAAUGGGCGGUAUUGGCACAGCAGUGGCAAGAAGAGCUAAGGCCUUCGGCAUGACGAUACAAUACCAUAAUCGAAACCGAUUACCCGAAGAGAAAGAGCAUGGUGCGAAGUACGUCUCGUUCGAAGAACUCUUGAAGACUUCGGACGUGUUGAGUUUAAACUUGGCAUUGAAUCCUUCAACAAGGCAUAUCAUCGCGAAGCCGCAGUUCGAUAUCAUGAAAGAGGGUAUUGUGAUUGUGAACACUGCACGAGGACCGAUUAUUGAUGAGGCGGCUCUUGUGGAUGCGCUGAAUAGCGGGAAGGUCUUCUCUGCGGGGUUGGAUGUGUUUGAAGAGGAGCCAAAGAUUCAUCCUGGAUUGUUGGAGAAUGAGAAUGUGGUUUUGUUGCCGCAUGUGGGGACUGCGACGUGGGAGACGCAGAAGGAGAUGGAGGUUUUGGUGCUGGAUAAUCUGAGGAGUGCGGUGGAAGGGAAGGGCUUGUUAACGCAGGUGCCGGAGCAGAAGAAGAAGUGA